This is a messenger RNA of Cheilinus undulatus (humphead wrasse), 2484 nucleotides long. RefSeq lists its product as uncharacterized. The transcript is spliced from 11 exons. The coding region runs from base 262 to 1386 and encodes 374 amino acids. The record is from RefSeq and is a predicted model, not a curated record. Lineage: Eukaryota; Metazoa; Chordata; Actinopteri; Labriformes; Labridae.
AUUAAUGUUGCAUGAAGUCCCCGUGGUUUGUUCUUUUCUCCUUCACACUGAUAGUGUUAUAUGGCUCAUAUGUGAUAUUUUUUAGAGGUCAGUCAACAGGAACUGCGUCUGUUCGAGUAGAAAAACAAAAGUGAAAGUGUUUCACAGACAGGGAGCAGCCCCGUCUGGGAGGGAAACGUCAGAAACUUUACAAACAAUUUACGGAUCUAUUUCGUUAGAAGGAGUUAUUUACUCAGGCCGUUUAACUUCUGAAUCUCUACAAUGAAAUGGAGAAAAGGAGAUUAUGUCCUUCUAAGGGACAUGGAUGAAGAAAGACCAAGAGUGUCCUGGAGAAAGUUCUAUGUCCACCUGUCAGAAAAGACCAAUGACGCUCAUCUUCCCUGGGUAUCAAGAUUUGAAAGUAUUGGCCAAGUGAAGGUGGACUCUCCGGAGGACAGUGACUACAUCCUGCUGUUCUGUCCCAUCGCAUCCAGAGUUGGAACAGACAUCAGUGACGCUCUGGAAAGUAUUCCAGCUGGUGACAAAGAAGUCAUCCUUGUGGUGAUGCAUCACACCUUCAACAAAGAUCAUGUUGUGGCUGACAGCAGGUGGCAGGUCAGUAACCCAAAAGUCCUCCUAAUUGUGGACACUCUGUUCUUCGAGGGAUGUCCUCUGCAGUCUAAACACAAUGAAAUCGCAUGGGAUGAAAUCAAGAAGUUUCUUGGUGUCUGUGCUGAGGUCCCCAGCCGUGGCUUCAGUGAUUACUGUAUGGCUGUUUUACAACUUGUGUGGGCUGUGAUCUUGUUGAUGAUAACUUGGAUUCGUCGACUCUGCGAGAGGUGUUUUGGGAAUAUGGAAGAAGAAAGACCAAGAGUGCCUUGGCGAAAGUUCUAUGUCCACCUGUCAGGAAGGACCAAUGACGCUCAUCUCCCCUGGGUAUCAAGAUUUGUAGGUAUUGGCCAAGUUAAGGUGGUCUCUCCUGAGGACAGUGACUACAUCCUGCUGUUCUGUCCCAUCGCAUCCAGAGUUGGAACAGACAUCAGCGAGGCUCUGGAAAGUAUUCCAGCUGGUGACAAAGAAGUCAUCCUUGUGGUGAUGCAUCACACCUUCAACAGAGAUCAUGUUGUGGCUGACAGCAGGUGGCAGGUCAAAGACCCAAAGGUCCGCCUGGUUGUGGACACUCUGUUCUUCGAGGGACAUCUUCUGGAGUCUAACCUCAAUGAAAUCGCAUGGGAUGAAAUCAUGUUUUUUUUUGGUGUCCAUCCUGGGUUCAUUCAGGUCUGCAGCCGUGGCCCCAGUGAUGACUGUUUGAAGAACAUCGUGAUUGCUGUACUUAUUGUGAUGGUUGUGACCUUGGGAAUAACUCUGGGUUAUCUAAUCUACGGGGGGUGUUUUUGUUUUUGUUAAAAGCUGUCAGACAAAGUUCACAGUCAUUUGACUAUCACAUCAGGUAUUCUUCAAGCUACAGGUUUACACAUGAAAUUUGUUAAGUAAAACAAAAAUCAUCUGAUAACAUUAAAUACAAGUUAUAUUUGAUCGAUUUUCUCAAGUGAAGUUUGAGGACGAUGUAGGUCUUCUAGUGCCAAGGCAUUUCAGUGAUCAUGAUUAUUAAGGUCCACUAUUAGUGUGCUGUGCUUUCUUUCUUUAUUUUUGGUUUGUGUGACUUUUCUGCAUCUAUUUCUGGUCCAAAACUAAGGCUGCAUGGGACGCCGCCUUCUAUGCUAAAGACUAUUGAUUGUGCUUUUCUUUAGUUUUUUUCAGUUAAUGCUCACCAAUAACUUUAAUUUGCCUAUUUUGUAGCUUUAAAGGAGACAUAUUAUGCAAAAAUCACUUUUUCAGGCUUUUCUAACAAAAACAUGUGACCCUGGCCUGUCCACAAUCACCUUAAAUACCAGAAAAUCCAUUCCCCCCCACACACACACACAGCUCAUUCUGGGAGGGGCUGAAACAGAGGGCUUGCAAAAAAUGCAAGAAUCCUUUACUAUAUAUUUUGUUUACUAAAUAUUUUUUUUUAACAAACUUCACAGGCAUGUUUUGGGGACCUCUGAGAACAAUACUUGUCUUAAAAGAAUAAAAUAUGCCCCCUUGAAGUCACUUUACCAGUAAAAUAAAAACUGAGUAAACACAAGAAAUGUAUUAAUACUUAAGUUUUUCAUUACAUGAUGAAGUUUUUCAAACAUGAGUUGUAAAAGCAGUUAAAAUAGGAUCUAAUUAUUCUAAACUUGUUUUGACAUUGAAGAUAAAAUCCACCUGCAUACUGGGGAAAAAAAAACUACUGGCUGUGUAGUCAAGUGAUAGGAACCCAGGUUUAGGAAGGAAGAAGAAGAAGAACUAUUCAUGUGACACCAUCCCAUCCAGUCUGCUAAAACUCAAACACGGAGACAUCUGUGAAAGAGAGCAGCAAAGUUAUUUUCUACUUUUAUAUAAUAAAAGCAAAAAGUAAAGAAAGUGACUGAAAGUUAGGCGGAGUGACAAAGUUAUUUUCUACUUUUCAUGCAACAGUAU